Alexandromys fortis (reed vole) is the source of this 1009-nucleotide messenger RNA. It is a transcript of the gene Mrps6, whose product is annotated as mitochondrial ribosomal protein S6. Gene Ontology annotation, molecular function: small ribosomal subunit rRNA binding; structural constituent of ribosome. Lineage: Eukaryota; Metazoa; Chordata; Mammalia; Rodentia; Cricetidae. The record is from RefSeq and is a predicted model, not a curated record. The coding region runs from base 212 to 715 and encodes 167 amino acids. Gene Ontology annotation, biological process: translation. Gene Ontology annotation, cellular component: ribosome; mitochondrial small ribosomal subunit. The transcript is spliced from 3 exons.
AGGGUCGUUAGCUGACGCUCUUUUAGAUUACAUGUGCUUUGUGCAACUUCUGCUUAUGAGAUAUCGUUUAUAAUAAAAAUAGGGGAAGGUAGGAAUAAGCCAAAUGAAGGGAAAGAUGCGCAUGCCAGGCAGAGGGCAAAAGUCAGCAGGGAAUAGGCCUGCAGAGCUAUAGGCGCGACAGCAGGAACGGUGGCCAGGAGUGGCCAAAGGAAUGAAAGCAGGCAGGGCUCCCUGCAGAGGGAGGAAUCUGGACUUCAUCCUGGGGGCAGUGGGGAACCACGGCUGUAUAUGGACUGAGGAGAGACAGAAUCACACCAUCUUCUGUGGCGACUCUGAAGAAGCCUUUGACCACACCUCAGAGGAUGUGCUUCAUGGUACCCAGCCAGAGACAGCUGCUGCUUUGAAACGUACACUAGAAUCCCUGAUGGACCGAGGAGCCAUCGUGAGGAACCUGGAAAGCCUUGGUGAGCGCGCACUUCCUUACCGGAUCUCCAGCCACGGCCAGCAGCACAGCAGAGGCGGGUAUUUUCUGGUGGAUUUUUAUGCCCCAACCAGUGCUGUGGACGGCAUAUUGGAUCACUUGACUCGAGACAUUGAUGUGGUGAGACCAAAUGUUGUGAAACACCCGCUGACCCAGGAAGUAAAAGAGUGCGGCGGCAUAGUCCCAGUCCCACUGGAGGAGAAACUGUAUUCAACAAAGAGGAGAAAGAAGUAAGAAGAUGUUCCAGAUCUCGGCCGCACACCUAAUCCCAAGUACUCUGCGGCUGCUGAUCGCUUGUUUUCUAGGAUGCUCUAGCCCAUGAUCCUUCUGCUGACUGAGACCUGCCCCGUCAUCUCUGAUGCCUACAGACCAAUCUCGGUUUUGUCAGCCCUCUGUGAUCGCCAGUGAGGGGUUCACCUUACCUCUGCAGCAUUGGGGAGAGCAAAUCGAUUGUCAUUCACACUUGGUUGUCUUGCAAAACUAUAUGGAAACCAGAGCGCAGAGUAAUAAAUGUGACUACCAAUCUGA